Messenger RNA from Owenia fusiformis, 1225 nucleotides. The record is from the annotation of a GenBank genome assembly. NCBI's taxonomy places the organism in Eukaryota, Metazoa, Annelida, Polychaeta, Sabellida, Oweniidae.
AUGAGGAAUAUUAUCAGAGGUUUCAUUGCUGCCCUUCCCACAAUAGCUCUGUUUGUAAUGGUUGUGUCAUUGGCAGGUCUUCUAAACAAGCCGUAUAUAGUAAAAGCAAGACACGAACUCAAUGAACAAUCAUCUCAUAAUUUCGAAGACAUAAAUGAAGAAGAUUAUGAAGAAAUUUAUAAUGAAGACGAAGACGAUGAUAUUGGUGAAAUAAGCGAGCCACCAAGGAAUUGUCUUCCACUGCACUUCUCGCCGGUGGCGUUACCACACAUUGCUCUUGUGAGUGUACCAGGGAGUGGAAAUACAUGGGCCAGACAUCUUAUUCAACAAGCAACAGGUAUUUAUACUGGGAGCAUGUACAAAGAGACAAACAUAGACAAGACUAUAUUUCCAAACCGUCCGUUCAAUAACUCUGUGAUAGUAAUGAAGCGCCACACAAGGUGGUCAGUAGGAACCCCUAUCGUUAAAUCCAUUUUGCUAGUAAGGAACCCAAUGGACGCCUUUGUUGCAGCUUACAAUAGAAUAAAAUCAAACAAGACGGGACACGCACCUAAAAGUCUGUUCCAUUCCGAAGACUGGCGUACAUUUGUCACUGACAGAGGAUCGAAGUGGCUCUUACACGGAGUUAAUUGGCUGGCAUUUCCAUAUGGACCUGUACACGUUGUAAAAUUCGAAAAUUUGCAGUCAAAUCUAAAGGAAGAGUUGAGGAAGAUUUGUAUUUUCCUUGAUCAUCCAGCUUCGGAGGAGACACUGAAUUGUGCAGUUCGAAAUGCAGAAGGUGCAUACAAAAGAAACAGAACAGAGACCGACAGAAGUAUCUUCCCUGAAAGACUUUUAAAGAAACUUGAAUCUGACAUUUUGUUUUUCGAUUAUAUUACAGAAGGAUACGAAAAACUAAAUCGUGAAAAGUAUCAUAUUGACAAUCCCAAACGGGUUGAUUAUAAAGAGAUACACAUGAAAAGAAAUUCUUGAAUUCAUGAAACGAAAAUCACUCACACACAAUAUAGUAUAGUUUAGGACUGUAUUUAUCAUGCCCCUGGUGCUAGUGAAAUGCGUAAUAUUUUUAAGUAUCACAAAAAGAACAAUAAGCAAAGCAGUGCAACUUACAUGCUCAUGUGUUUUCGAAAUAAAAAAAUGUAUCCAAGCGCACCUACACUCACGUAAUUCUUUUGAAAGAUACCAAAGUUUAUUGUAGUGGACCUCCUGCGGUGCACUAGCAACGAGC